CUUCUCUUCUUCUCAAUCAUGUUUGCACUCACUCUUUCUGGAAAUUCACUCAUCAUCUUAAUAGUGAUUUCGGACCUUCAACUGCACAAGCCGAUGUAUUGGUUUCUGUGUAAUCUCUCCAUCCUGGACAUGACCUUAUCAGCUGUGGUGGUUCCCAAAGUUAUUGCAGGAUUCAACGUCUUGGGAAGGGUCAUAUCCUUUUCAGGGUGUGUCACCCAGGUAUUCUUUUUGAACAUUGUUGGGUAUGCAGAAUGUUUCCUUUUCACCGUGAUGGCUUAUGACCGCUUCUUGGCCAUAUGUAAACCACUCCAUUAUGGCAACAUUAUGAGCUGGAAAUUGUGUCUCAUUUUCUCCCUUGCUACCAUAAUUGGUGGGUGCCUCCAUGCUACCUUUCAGACAUCUCUCACCUUUCAUUUGUCUUAUGGGGAGAAUAACCAUAUUGACUAUGUCUUCUGUGAUGUUCCACCUGUCCUGAAGUUGGCUUGCAGUGACAUACAUUUCAAAGAACUGAUUAUCAUCAUUGACAUGGGCUUUAUAACGAUGACCUGCUUUCUCCUCAUCCUAACAUCUUAUGUUUACAUCUUCACAGCCAUUUUGAAGAUCAGUAGCAGUGAAGGAUGGCAGAAAGCUUUCUCUACUUGCUCUGCCCAUCUUACUGUGGUGUGCCUAUUCUUCCUGCCUGUGUUCUAUCACUAUUUGAGGCCAGUUUCUCAGGAAUCCAUGGAUAGUGUGUUAAGCAUGUUCUACACCACCAUCACACCUUUGUUGAACCCACUAAUAUAUUCCCUUAGGAACAAGGAGAUAAAAACUGCUCUCCUGAAACUCUGGCGUUGGAAUCCAGACUAG
This is a messenger RNA of Notechis scutatus (mainland tiger snake), 846 nucleotides long. RefSeq names its product olfactory receptor 10G6-like. Gene Ontology annotation, molecular function: olfactory receptor activity; G protein-coupled receptor activity. Gene Ontology annotation, cellular component: membrane. Gene Ontology annotation, biological process: G protein-coupled receptor signaling pathway. The record is from RefSeq and is a predicted model, not a curated record. NCBI's taxonomy places the organism in Eukaryota, Metazoa, Chordata, Lepidosauria, Squamata, Elapidae.